CGCUUCUCUGGGAGAUCAUGCAGCUCAGGCCAUGAACCUACCUGGUGCGGCAAGGACCAUGAGCGCAGCGCAAAAUGCAAUUCUGGAAGGCGCACAGCAUUACACUUCGUAUCAUCAACCAGAACAGCCUAGUGAUCAGCCCACGGACGAAGAAGACGAGACGGCAAAGCUGCGGGGAGACGAUACUGUGGUAGGUGACGACACGCCGCCGCAUACUUUCCACGCAUUCGUGCAAUCCCAGAAGGACCUCCUCGAGCUGAAUUCUCUACAACUUCCUGCAGCGCACGGGCAAGGAGGUAUUUUUGAGU
Messenger RNA from Amoebophrya sp. A120, 308 nucleotides. Lineage: Eukaryota; Dinophyceae; Syndiniales; Amoebophryaceae. The record is from the annotation of a GenBank genome assembly.